CGCAUGAGGUCCAGGAAGUGCUCAGCCUUUGUUUUUGUCCGUUUGCAGUGUUCUCUUUCUCCACUAGAACGGUGUCUUUUCUGUGAGCUCUAAUGGCGACGUUCAUUUCUGUCCCGUUGAAGAAGUCCUCUGAGGUCGACUUAGUGAAACCGUUGUCGAAAUUUGUAACGGCCACCUACCCUCCCGGCGAGGAGCAGGCAGAGCAUCUCCGUGCCGUGGAGGAGCUUAAUAAGCUCCGUAAAAGUGCUCUUGGGAGGCCGCUGGACAAACACGAGAGCUCGCUGGAAAUCCUGCUGCGAUAUUACGAUCAGCUCUGUGCAAUCGAACCCAAAUUUCCCUUUCCAGAGCUAUGCCUGACAUUUACAUGGAAAGAUGCUUUUGAUAAAGGAUCACUUUUUGGAGGCUCAGUCAAGCUUGCCUUGGCAAGUGUGGGCUAUGAGAAGACGUGUGUUUUGUUUAAUGUGGGGGCACUGGCCAGUCAGAUUGCUUCUGAGCAGAAUCUCGAUGAUGAUGAAGGACUGAAGGCUGCUGCCAAAUUCUACCAGUUGGCGAGUGGUGCAUUUGCUCAUAUAAAGAAUACAGUGCUAUCUGCACUAAAUCGAGAGCCCACGAUGGACAUCUCCCCCGAGACAGUGGGCACGCUCAGUCAGAUCAUGCUCAGCCAGGCACAAGAGGUCUUCGUUCUCAAGGCCACCGCAGAUAAGAUGAAGGAUGCCAUCAUUGCUAAACUUGCCAAUCAGGCUGCUGAUUACUACGGUGAUGCUUUUAAGCAGUGCCAGUACAAAGAGAAUCUACCUAAGUAUUUUUAUUUCCAGGAAGUGCUUCCUGUCCUCGCUGCCAAGCACUGUAUGAUGCAGGCUACUGCAGAGAUGUACCAGUCAGCCUUGGCCAAUCAGAAGAAAAAAUUUGGAGAGGAGAUUGCUCGGCUACAGCAUGCCACAGAGCUGGUGAAGACAGCGGCUUCCCGAUACGAUGAGUAUGUGAAUGUAAAGGAUCUGUCCGAUAAGAUCAACCGUGCGCUCACAGCUGCAAAGAAAGACAACGACUUCAUAUACCAUGACCGUGUGCCAGAGGUAAAAGACCUGGAACACAUUGGCAAGGCAUCUCUUGUCAAAGCAACUGCAGUUCAGGCACCACUCAGCCAGAAAUUCACAGAUCUAUUUGAAAAGAUGGUUCCGAUGGCAGUGCAGCAGUCGGUGAGUGCAGCCAAUUCCAAGAAGGCUGACACAGUAAACAGACUUAUCGGCAGCCUGAGAGAAGCAACAAAUCUCUGCAAUGGGGUACUGGCAUCUCUGAACCUCCCCGCCGCGCUGGAGGAUCUGUCGGGAGACUCCGUCCCUCAGUCCAUCCUGGAGAAGAGCCGUGCUGUCAUACAGCAGGGCGGCCUGCAGAGCAUCGAACAGCUGAUUAAAGAUCUGCCGGAACUACUGCAGAGAAACCGUGAGAUCCUGGAUGAGUCUUUAAAGAUGUUAAAUGAUGAGGAAACGACAGACAAUGAACUCCGAGCCAAAUUCAACCAGCGCUGGGCCAGAACUCCAUCUGGAGAUCUUUAUAAACCCCUCAGAGCAGAGGGAAAUAAUUUUCGUAGUAUACUGGACAAGGCAGUGCAGGCUGAUCAGGUGGUAAAAGAGCGUUACAAUUCACAUUGUGAGAUGAUUGCUUUGCUCUGCAAGCCAGAGAAUGAGCUCAGUUCUGCCAUACCAUCAGCCAACCCUGCCAAGACUCUGCAGGGUAGUGAGGUUGUGAACGUGCUGAGAGCUCAGCUGGCACAGCUGGAUGAGGUGAAGAGGGAAAGGGAGGUUCUGGAAGGAGAGAUUAAGUCAGUGACCUUUGACAUGACAACAAAGUUCCUUACAGCACUGGCUCAAGAUGGAGCCAUUAAUGAGGAGGCCUUGACAUCCGGCGAGCUGGACACGCGCUACGGUGCUCACACACAACGUGUCCAGCAGAAUUUACGCAGACAGGAGGAACUGCUGUCUCAGAUACAGGUGUCUCAUCAGGAGUUUUCAGCACUAAAGCAGUCCAACUCUGAGGCCAAUAACAGAGAGGAGGUGUUGAAGAAGCUAGCCUCAGCCCAUGAUAGCUACAUUGAGAUCAGCAGCAAUAUCAAAGAAGGCACUAAGUUCUACAAUGAUCUGACAGAGAUCCUGCUGAAGUUUCAAAAUAAGUGUAGCGACAUUGUUUUCGCCCGCAAAACUGAAAGAGAUGAACUGCUCAAGGACCUGCAGCAGAGCAUUGCUCGUGAGCCGAGUGCUCCUUCAUUCAAUGUUCCAUCUUACCAGUCCAACACCCCCGCACCUGUUCCUGCUGCAGGAGGCCCUACUCCUGCACCCAGGACUGUGUUUCAGCAGCAGCCUCAGGCUAAGCCCCAGCCCCCAGCAAGACCACCACCCCCUAACAUCCCUACACAGGCAGCCAGUGCUUCAGUUCCAGUCAGCAAUCCAGUGCCCCCGAGUAGUGCAAAUCAUCCACCUGUCGCACCAACCAGUGGACCUUCACAGGCUCAAGGACCCCCCUACCCCUCUUAUCAAGGCUACCCAGGGUAUUACCAGAUGCCGAUGGCCUAUAACCCUUAUGCUUAUGGGCAGUUUAAUAUGCCCUGUGUGCCCUAUCAAGCCCAAGGUCAGGUCGGAUACCCUGGAGCCCCUCCUGUGCAGCAGCCCUACCCCUAUCCCCAACAACAACAACAACAACAACCACCACAGCAACAGCCCUAUUACCCUCAACAGUAGAGUACUGUUACCACCAACAACUCUCUACUACUACAGCCACACUCCUUCCUGUAAACAAGCACUCCUCUUACUUGCGCUUAACCAUUAACACCCCUGAACUCGUGCUCUCUAUAUCUUUAACAUCUGUCUUUCUCUGGGCGGAGUUUAGAACAUCAAGCCCCGCCCUCCUCUCUGGUAGGUGGAGUUUCAAGGCCAUGGUUCACAGACAGGUGUGUUCAUAGAGGGAAGAUAGAGGGUCUUUUUUUCUCUUUUGUCUAUCUUACUCUUUAGCCCAAAGUGAAGCUGCUGGCUGCCUGCCACUACUUAUAUCUUAUUUUUGUAAUGAAAACUGACAUAUAAUCUAAUUCAAGUGCUGUAAGUGAUUUCUUACCUUGAGGAUGAUCAUUUUUUGCUGGGAGAAAAACUGUGGUUAUGUCUUACUGUAACCCGAAUAGUAAUAUUAUACAUCCUUCUGUUCAGUCUACAAUCAUUGCCUUGGGAAGGGAACAGUUAAACAGAAUAGAAAAUGGAUUUGUCACUAAAAUAAUUAAUUUGUUUUCUUUUGUUUUCAUGUGAUUAAAAUCUGUCCGAUAUUAAAA
Molecule: messenger RNA, 3310 nt
Organism: Myxocyprinus asiaticus (Chinese sucker)
Lineage: Eukaryota; Metazoa; Chordata; Actinopteri; Cypriniformes; Catostomidae
Product: programmed cell death 6-interacting protein-like
Exons: 18
Coding region: 93-2732 (879 amino acids)
Biological process (GO): mitotic cytokinesis
Cellular component (GO): endosome
Molecular function (GO): protein binding
Source: RefSeq, a predicted model, not a curated record